UUUGUACUUCUUGUUGCAAGCCAAUGAGGGAAAUCAAGAUGACCUCAAACAAUACUUGUCAUUGGCUGUCAAGGAGUAUCAGAAGUCAGGUAUCCAAAAAAGAGUUGUUGAUGACAUUGCAGCAGCUCUUCAAGCACAUGCAAAGCAGCUGCCAAAAUAGUGGAAAAAAAAUGACAGAGUUUAAUGUAUCAACUACUUGAUAGGGGCCAUGUAUUCUCUUGCACUGUGUUACAUGGUGCACAGCUUUUGUGUCUGAUUUUCACCUUAGUCUUCCAUCACAGCACCCCUGUAUGUUUCCAUUUCUGGACUCUGACUCACCCUCUUUUGUGGCUAUUCAUCUUGAUGUGUCCUCUUGUGACAGCAUGUGUUGUUACCCCCUAUUUCCAUUCAUUUCUACCAUAUGUUGAAUUGUUGGACUGUUUCUUCUUUUUUUGAGCCAUCUUCUCUUUGCUCUGAUGGCUCUUUACUUCCACCAGUAGUGUUACUGUCUCUUGUCUCACUGUUGACAUGUGUAGUCAUUGUUCAACCAAUGGCAUAUUCCAUACAUACAGAUGCCUCAUGGUCUGGUCCCUUAUGAUAUAUAGUCUGAUGGCUCAAGUAUGUUGGAGUGAAACAGUCCCAGUCCUUGGUGGAUUUGGGCAUGUGACCACUUUGCUUAAUAAGCAG
Pisolithus orientalis is the source of this 666-nucleotide messenger RNA. RefSeq lists its product as uncharacterized. The record is from RefSeq and is a predicted model, not a curated record. Bases 184 to 435 code for a protein of 83 amino acids. NCBI's taxonomy places the organism in Eukaryota, Fungi, Basidiomycota, Agaricomycetes, Boletales, Pisolithaceae. The transcript has 3 exons.